Messenger RNA from Motacilla alba alba, 4992 nucleotides. RefSeq names its product neuraminidase 2 (gene NEU2). Gene Ontology annotation, molecular function: exo-alpha-sialidase activity. Gene Ontology annotation, biological process: oligosaccharide catabolic process; ganglioside catabolic process. Bases 1145 to 2338 code for a protein of 397 amino acids. NCBI's taxonomy places the organism in Eukaryota, Metazoa, Chordata, Aves, Passeriformes, Motacillidae. Gene Ontology annotation, cellular component: membrane; cytoplasm; lysosome. The transcript is spliced from 6 exons. The record is from RefSeq and is a predicted model, not a curated record.
AUAUUUCCUCGUUUAGGAAGUAAGUAUCUCAGUACUCAGUAAUCUAUAUCUGUCUUCGUUCAGGUAAUUGUCUUUCUGCCUCACGGAUAAAUUCUUUUGAGCUCCAGAGUACAGUUACAUCCUUUCAUCAGUUCAAGUGCUUGUGGACAGGUUGGGUACAGCUCUUCACCACACGUUAGUAACCCUCAGCAAAAAAAAAAAAAAGUCAUCUGCAGCACGUUGCAAUUGAGGAGUUAACAGAGGAAAAAUGCUCCGCUAUUCCUUCUGCUUGCUCUCUCCCUGUUGCAUAAAUUACCAUGAUUUUUUUCUAUAUGUGAUAAAGUAAUUUAUGCAACAACGUAAAAUCUGUGUGUUGGUCUGUAUGUGUAAAAUGGCUUCCUUUUUAUCAUUUUUAUAUUGGUUUUGCUAAAUGAUAUGUCAGGAUAGCUUUUAAUCAGCACACAACGAUACGUCCAGAGAAACUCCUUCAGCUUAUGUGAACUAGAUCUAGAUCUGGCACACAGGAGAGCUCAGUUGUUAAGUCAUUAAGAAGCGGAAUGGGAAAGGAAAACAGCUGGAAAUGUCAUUGAGGGCUCAGAGAGGGCUGCGAGUGUGGUCUUUGUGCAGCCCCAGACCAGGAGGUCAGAAGAACCAGGCAACCGAAAGGAAAUUCCAGGGUGAGGGUGAGAGCUGGAGCCUGUGUUGUACUUACAGAGGAGGAUGAGAGCCUGAGCGCUGUGGCUGAGAUUGUCAUUGGAUAGAUGAAACUAAAAAGAGAAGAGGCAGCCCAGCAGAUCUUAUUCAUGAAAAAUUUCCCAAACUCUUCUAGUCAGUGGGAGUUUCACACCACGAAAGGCCAUAAGAUGAGAUUUUGAGAGAGUCCUGAGAAGUGAAAUGUAUAAAACUCAUCCUUGUUCUUUUGACAUCACUGAUAUCUCUCUACAAACAAGAACUCCUGCCUCUAGAGGAAGCCCUCUUUCCUUCUUCCCGCUGUUUAUGAAAUGCUCUUGCCACUGAUGCCAACCCAUUCCAUAUUUCUGCUGAGAAGAUACUAGUGAAAUUGUUGCUAAGUAGCUGUGGUUCAAAACUCAUGAGGUUUUCCAGGCUUAUCUCUGGAAGUGUGCUCAUCCUUCCCUGUCUGCCCAAUCCUGCCCAGAGGUGAAGUAUGGGAUCUCAGUGCAGCAGCUUCCCUCGUGCCUUGGAGAGGAAUUGCAGCACAAUGGCUGCGUUCCCUGUCCUGGAGCAAGAAACGUUAUUCCGGAACGGUACCUGGAGCUAUCGAAUUCCAGCCCUGCUCUACCUGCCGCGGUUCAGCAUGAUCCUGGCCUUCGCUGAGGAGCGAGAGGACCUGGUGGAUGAACAUGCCAAGCUGAUAGUCAUGCGCAGAGGCGUGUAUGAGCCAGCCACGCAGCACGUUCAGUGGAAAAGGAUGGAGACCCUUGUCAGUGCACAGCUGGAAGGCCACCGAUCUAUGAACCCCUGCCCGGUAUAUGAUGAAGUCUCGGGGAAACUCAUCUUGUUCUUCAUAGCCGUUCCUGGAAAGAUCUCUGAGCAGCAUCAGCUGAGGACAAAGAUCAACUUGGUACGUCUCUGCUAUGUCACCAGCAUGGACCAAGGACGCACCUGGAGUGCUGCCCAGGAUGUCACUGACAGAACUAUUAGGAAUGAGUACAACAACUGGGCCACGUUUGCGGUGGGGCCAGGUCAUGGAUUACAAUUGCUCGAUGAGGCCCGGAGCCUUGUGAUUCCUGCCUAUGCCUAUCGUAUCUUGGACCCCAAGCAACACCCCACGCCUCAUGCCUUCUGCUUCAUCAGCUCUGACCAUGGGACAACAUGGGAGAAGGGGAACUUUGUGGGGGAGGAGAGCGCAGUAGAGUGCCAGGUAGCAGAGGUGCAUACCUGUGGCAGAAAGGUCCUUUACUGCAAUGCAAGGAGCAACAGGGGAGCCAGGAUCCAGGCUGUCAGCUACAACCAUGGGCUGAACUUCGAGGGAGGCCAGCGGGUUGAAACGCUAAUAGAGCCUCCCUUGGGAUGCCAUGGAAGCAUUACUGCCUUUCCACCUCCCCCGGAUGCCAGAUGUCAAGACAGUUGGUUACUCUACGCUCAUCCUACAGACCCAAGGGGUCGAAAAGAUUUAGGAAUUUACCUCAACAAAAGCCCUUUAAAUCCAGCACACUGGACAAAACCCAGCAUACUCUUCAAGGGCCUGUGUGCUUAUUCAGAUCUGCAAUACAUGGGCGUUGGGCCCGAUGGCUCACCUUUGUUCUCCUGCCUCUUUGAAUAUGGGACCCACAGACAAUGUGAAGAGAUGAUUUUUGUCAUGUUCACUUUGAAGCAAGCCUUUCCCUCAGAACACUGAGUCUCAGCAUCCCUUCGAAAACCAUCUUUGCUGAUGCUUUUUACUGUUAUUUCUCAUCCCUCAGCAAAAGGGUUUUUUAACUCCUGCUGCACACAUAGUUUGGUGUUGGCUUGUUCUGUCUGUAGAUUGUGAAGUCCAUUAAACGUACCACAACUUAACACAUUUGGUUUUGUUUUCUAUUGCCUGUUUUCCAUUUUUGCCUUUCUCUUUGGCUGCUUUUUUACACAUGACGUGCCCAAAACAAGUGUGACCUUUGUAUAGGGCUUCUCACCUUGAGGUCUGUGAUAGAGUUCAUCAGGGACGCAUGUGCUGACAGCGCAGGGACUGCAAGGGAACAAAUGGCAGCAGGGUGAUGAGUGGUAUUUAGUAAGUUGUGGAGAAACUUUUAGAGAAGGCACUUGUCUUACUACCCUAUAUCUGCUGUCAUCUUCUUCAGGAAGCUGCUUUGGCUCUGGUAAGGAGCACUGCUUCCUGCAGCCAGUAUAGGAAUGCAGGUACCUGCAAUUUCCAGGGCUUUCUGUCUCCUUAUUUCAGCAAGGCCAUGUGAUGCCUUGCUCUUGGGAUAUUCCAUGCCAACUUCUUCAGUGUUUUUGAGGCUGCCUUGUUGAGUUCCCAGGCGCCCCAGAGGCUUCUGCCUAACUUAACCUUCUCCUUACUUCCCAUGCUGUGUUUUCUUGCUUACUCGCCCUUUUGCUUACACUGCAUUGAGAAGGUGCAGUUUUCCAUGUGUAAGAAAACCACAGCCUUGUGUGCUCUGGCUGCUCCCUCUCCCCGGGCAGUGUUAGUAGGAGUCAAUGAAGACAGCAGGACGCUUCCAUGUUAGGGGACAGAGCAAGUGGCAAAAAUGGCAUUUUGCCUGUAUGGAAACUGCAGGAUCAGGACAGGUCUGCAGAGGGAGCUCCCAAUUUAGAGUCAGGAGAGGAAGUGCUUGCUGGUCUUUCUUACACAACUGCCAAGAUAUGAUCCACAUAGCAACUACGCUUAUUGUUGACAACCCCAUGUCUUGUUAUUAAAGAGUAUUAUUGGCAUAUGAGGCACUAUGUCAAACAAAUAACAUUGCCCCACUUUCAGCAAAAAAACACCAGUGUCAGAGGAAGGAGAACUGACCAAGGCCAGAGUAACAUAAAAUACUCAAGCUGGAAGGCUUUCCAGUGUAGACAGAUUUUCAGCAGAUUUCUGAAUGAAACAGCUCUAGUUUUGGUGAGAGAGACACUAUUCUACUACUAUACAGUGUGUUUUGAAAGGAGGCAUCACACAAUGCCUAGACAAGGGACUGACCAGAAACAAAUGGCUACCAUGUGAGACACAUCAGAGCAGAUGGAGCUAGGAAAGUGUUGCCCAUGCCUCUGGACAAAAUUCUGCAUAUGAACCAGUCUGUACUUGUUUCCUGUGUGUUGUAGUCUGUGUGUGUGCACACAUUCAAUGACUGCAAUGAAAAUAUGUUUGUUCACCCUCUUGGUGAAGAAAAACUCCUGCUUUUCAGAGGUCUCUCAGAACACAUCCCCUUUGCUGAAUGCUACCAAGUCCCAUAGGAUCCUUUGCAGUGUCACUGCUCAGGUCCAUGAGUCUCUGCUUGCACAGUGCUCCUACCCUUGCCUUUUACUACUGACAGCUUUCAUGGGUGUUGGGAAAAGAGACCCUGACUUUCCUCACUAUGGAGAUUUGUUUCAGGGCACCUGGAUGCUGCAAUACCAAGGGAGUGAAGGGAUCUUGUGACCUUCUCAGAUACACUGGUAACUUGUCAAGCUUUUCCCAAGCAGCAGGUCAGUAACAUGCUGGGCUGGAGUAGCAGAGUGGCUCAGGUAGCCAGUACUUUUUGGAUAUUACUCAUAUGGUCUUUAGAUGUAGGCCAGAGUCUAAAUAACCUUUGUGGCCAACAGCCUGUCACUGAUGCCUAAUUAGGGAAUGGUAUAUUUAGAUUUCUGCAAAGCUAACUGCUGCUCUAUAGACUUAACCUCCUCAUCAGGUACUACGAAAUACUUUAGUUUCAUGGCAUGCAAAUGCAUAGUUAAGUUUCUAUCUGGCCAAGCCUGGCAGUUCCCAUGCUGAUGCAGUGCACAGGCUGAAUAUAAGUGGGGAGGAGGGGUUGGGUGACCACUGUACAUCUUGAGAGAUGCCACAGACAGUAUUUAUUUACCGGUUCUGGAGAGGCUGGUGCAUGGACACCCAUCUGGUACAGUAUUACUUGGUCAUCUAUAGCAAAACUAGUUCAGAUAAAGUGUCUAUUAUAGUGUCUUGGAGAUAAGAUAUUAUGCCAAGCUAACAAGCCAUUAGGGAUCACAGAGCUGUUUUUAUUAGUAGAUUGGGAUUUACAUUUUGAGCCACUGAAGCUGUACUGUGCUUUCUUUUAGGACCAAGAAAUAUUCACAGAAACCAGCCUGCACAUUCAAUUGUCACAAUCAUCAUUUGUACUUGGAUCCCUUCCCCCUGUUUUUGUCUCCAAGUCAAGGACUAGUGUGUGCCUGGACAUGGGAUUUGAAUGAAAUAGCAGCAGAUUGCUAAAAAUCUAUGUUGGUGGUGGGGUGGAUAGGAGCUAAGCGUGCAGCUGAUUAGUCUCAGAUGUCUAAUGAGGGGUUUUACCUGUUACCUGGUGUUAGUUUGCAGAAGAUCACGGGAAGCUCUCCGAACAGUUUCAUUCUACAAAAAUUGAUGUU